GUACUAUGAGCGACGCAAGGUAUGCUUUUUCUGACUGGCAUGAGGCCAGAUAGCGUGUUUAUAGAAUGAGCUAACACGAUUUGCAGCAAUACCAACUGUCUCAACUCCAGAAAGAGUUGGAAAAAUUCAGUAACCAGGCUCGCUUCGUUCAAAUGAUCAUCGACGGCGAAUUGGUCAUCUCCAAGAAGAAGAAGGCCGUGCUUGUCAAUGAGUUGAAGGAGAAGGGGUUCAAGCCAUUCCCCAAGGUGCAGGAGGCUGUUAAGGCGGGAGAGGAUGAGCCUGCCGCCGAGGAUGAAGAGGGAGAUGAUAGCGAGAAUGUCCUCUCCAACGCCUACGACUACCUUUUGGGAAUGGCCAUCUGGUCUUUGACACAGGAACGUGUCGAAAAGCUCCGCCGCCAGAUUGGUGACAAGGAGAUGGAGAUCGACACUCUGAUCAAGUUGUCCAAGGAGGACAUCUGGAGAAAGGAUCUGGAGGAUUUCAUUGAAGAAUGGAGAUUCCAGCUUAUCGAUGAAGAUCGCCGUCAACGCAAGGUGGCCAGCCUGGGUCGUCGCCAGUCAACCAAGCUUAUGACAGGUGGCCGUGCUCCGGCUAAGAAGCGCAAGGCCGCGCUAGGUGACGACCCUGAUGAUGAAGACUUUGCCGCUCCCAAAUCUAAGAAGUCAGCCGCUGCAAAGAAAACCGAGCCCAAGAACGCCUUAUUGAGCUAUUUGAGCAAACCGGCAGCUAAACCGGCAUCGCCUGCUGGUGACGGUGGUGAUUCGGACGAUGACUUUGACCUUGAAGUACUGCCGAAGAAGAGUCGAGGAGCAUCGAAACCCGCAGCCAAGCCUGAACCCAAGGAAGAGGAUGACGAUGUGGUAAUGGACGACGUGGUAGAUGAGCCGGCACCUAAGAAGGGCCGUGCUGCAUCCAAACCUGCCGCCAAGAGCAAGUCGCCCAAGGACGAGGACGAAGACGAGGAUGAUGAUGACUUCGAAGUCGAAGAAGCUCCGCCCAAGAAGGGCCGCGCUGGAGCAAAGGCUGCUCCCAAAGCUGCUCCCAAGACCAAAGCUAAGGUCAAGGACGAGGACGACGAUGAUUUUGAAGUCGAAGAAGCCCCACCUAAGAAGGGCCGUGCAGCAGCCAAAGCUAAGCCCAAGCCCAAGGACGAUGACGAUGACCUCUCCGAUGAUGAUUUCAUGGAGAUCGCCAAGGCCGAAGCAGCCAAACAGCCCAGCCGUGCGAGCCGCAAACCAGUGAAAUACACGGCAUUGAGCGACUCGGACAGUGAUAACGGGGAUGAUCUGCUUGGCGAUGUCAGCAAUAUGGUCAAAGGCAUUGGUAGCAAAUCUGGUGAUGACUCCCGCCAACUCUUUUCUGAGCCGAUGCGGUCCGAAGGUGCUUCUGGUCUGAAGGCUAGCAGCAGCAAACCCUCGAAUCUUUCGAGUGAUUUUGAUGCGGACGAAACGGACUACAGUAAACUGCUGCCAUCUAAAUCGCCUCGUCGGUCAUUGCUAGUCAAGCCGAAGGAUACCAAGGCUCCCGAAAAUGAAGAAGAAGAAGAAGACGACGAGCCUGUGAAACCUGUCGCCUCCAGGGCAAAGCCCGCUGCAAAGGGCAAAGCAGCCACGGCUGCAGCCUCCAAGCCGGCUGCGAAGCCGCGGGGUCGCCCUAAGAAGGAUGCUGCUGCUCCCGCCAAGGCUGCUGCCUCCAGUGCCAUGUCUCCAGCGGCUAAAGCGUACGCAUCCAAGCAAGCUAAGGCUGGCGGCAAGAAGAAGGUCGCAGAUGAGUCAGAGGACGAUAUCGACGCCAUGGCCGACAAACUCCUAGACUCGGAUGAAGAGGAGGCACCGAAGCGCAAGCCGGCCGGUCGACCUGCUCGUCGGACAGCAGCGGCGAAGAAGACGUAUGUGAUUGACGAUGAUGAGAGCGAGGACAAUGGAGGCGAUUCGGCGGAUGACUUUGACGAUGAGAGCGAGUGAUUUCGGGAUUGUUGACCCGGCGCUGAGCGUCGCGUAGUCGCAAUACUUCUUUUGUGUUUUUAUUUUCUUUUUUAUGU
This is a messenger RNA of Aspergillus wentii DTO 134E9, 2041 nucleotides long. RefSeq lists its product as uncharacterized. Gene Ontology annotation, molecular function: ATP binding; DNA topoisomerase type II (double strand cut, ATP-hydrolyzing) activity; DNA binding. The record is from RefSeq and is a predicted model, not a curated record. Bases 153 to 1964 code for a protein of 603 amino acids. Gene Ontology annotation, cellular component: nucleus. Gene Ontology annotation, biological process: sister chromatid segregation; resolution of meiotic recombination intermediates. The transcript has a single exon. Lineage: Eukaryota; Fungi; Ascomycota; Eurotiomycetes; Eurotiales; Aspergillaceae.